Molecule: messenger RNA, 1071 nt
Organism: Aureobasidium musti
Lineage: Eukaryota; Fungi; Ascomycota; Dothideomycetes; Dothideales; Saccotheciaceae
Source: the annotation of a GenBank genome assembly
AUGUUUGGCAACCAACUCCGCUUGCUGCUCGUCGAGUUGCCUGACUCUCAACACUCUCAGGGAGCAGCCCAGCGUGACAGGCCAGGACCAAUAGAGUGGCAAAAGCAGGUACUGUACCUGCACGUCGUUGGCCCGACCCCCGAGAGUCGCGAGCUCAACGACCACCGCCGCCGCCGCCAUCGACGUCAAACUCUAAGAGGCUGCUCCCGCUCAACGCGCGUCCCCCUUGCCCAGACCACUGAGACCACCCUCGUUGUCCAGCGUUUGUUCCUGGAUCCUACCACACCAAGAAUCAACUACCAUCAAAUCACACUCGCCAUCAAGAUGCAGUUUAAGUCUCUCGCUGUCUUCGCCCUCUCUGCUGGAGCCCUCGCUGCUCCCGAGAAGAGACAGGCCACUGAUGCCAACCUUGCUUCCAUCAUUGAGGUCCUCCAGACUGCUGUUCCUACCUCUCUUGCCCUCGAGUUCCUCACCAACUCUGCUGGUGUCUACUCUUCCGUCGCAGCUGAAUUGGCCGCCAGCUCCACUCCUUCCUGGAUCGCCGGCCUCCCUACCGACGUAAAGUCGUACCUUGUCGGUGCUGCCGAGUCUCCCUCUGCAGUUAGCUCGGCCAUUGCAAACGCCACCUCUGCUGCUGCUGCUUCCGUCACAUCUGCCCCAGUCAUCAUCGCAAACAACGGCACUGCUGUCGCCAACCAGACUGCCCCUGCUGUCGUCGCCCAGAAUGGCACAGCUCUCAUUAACGGCACUGUCCCUGCUACCAUUGCACAGAACGGUACCGCUAUCGUCAACGGCACCGCUCUCGGAAACGGAACCGUCAUUGUCAAUGGCACUGCUAUCGCCAACGGUACUGCUAUUGUGACCGGAACUUCAUCUCGCACUGGCUCUGCUGGUUCUUCUUCUACUAGCAGCUCUGGCUCUGGCUCUGGCUCUGGUGCUGGCUCAAGCUCUCGUGGCUCUGGUUCCAGCGCUGGUGCUUCUUCCACUUCCACUGGAGGCGCAUCUCUCCCCACAGCUUUCGGCAUGGGUCUCGCUGGUGCCGUCGGUCUCGUUGGUGUCUUCGUUCUCUAA